This is a messenger RNA of Synchiropus splendidus (mandarinfish), 624 nucleotides long. RefSeq names its product glutathione peroxidase 7 (gene gpx7). The record is from RefSeq and is a predicted model, not a curated record. Bases 42 to 599 code for a protein of 185 amino acids. Gene Ontology annotation, biological process: response to oxidative stress. Gene Ontology annotation, molecular function: glutathione peroxidase activity. The transcript has 3 exons. NCBI's taxonomy places the organism in Eukaryota, Metazoa, Chordata, Actinopteri, Syngnathiformes, Callionymidae.
ACCUCGAAAAGUUUUGCUUCGUUGGCAGUCGCCGUGUGAAGAUGCGCUCCUCCGCCCUCGCAGUUUUCCUGACGUUAUUCAGCCUGACAGAGAGCAAACAAAAAGACCUCUAUACGUUCAAGGUAGUGAACAGCAGGGGGAAGUUAGUGUCGCUGGACAAGUACCGGGGCUCGGUGUCUCUGGUGGUCAACGUGGCCAGCGAGUGCGGCUUCACAGAAGAGCACUACAAGGACCUGCAGCAGCUCCAGCGGGACUUCGGGCCGUACCACUUCAACGUCUUGGCUUUUCCCUGCAACCAGUUCGGCCAGCAGGAGCCCGGCAGUGACAAGGAGAUCGACAGCUUCGUGCGGCGGGUCUAUGGAGUCUCCUUCCCGCUGUUCAGCAAGAUCGCGGUGGUGGGCACCGGAGCCAACAAUGUUUACAAGUACCUGGUCGAGUCCUCCGGAAAAGAGCCCGACUGGAACUUCUGGAAGUAUCUGAUCAACGUGGAGGGGAAGGUGGUGGACGCAUGGGGGCCCCAAGUUCCCGUCAAAGAGAUCCGACCCAAAAUAGCCGCCAUGGUGCGGCAGAUCAUCUUGAAGAAAAAAGAGGAGCUUUGAGAGAGGGAGCCCUGUUUUCUUCUUC